This is a messenger RNA of Leptinotarsa decemlineata (Colorado potato beetle), 3430 nucleotides long. RefSeq names its product actin-like protein 6B. The record is from RefSeq and is a predicted model, not a curated record. NCBI's taxonomy places the organism in Eukaryota, Metazoa, Arthropoda, Insecta, Coleoptera, Chrysomelidae.
UGCUGUCACCUGCCACUAAUCCCGACCCGGUACCCGGCUUUUUCAAUAGUUGUUUCUAUAGUAAAUGAAUGGUGACGAAAACAAUUUUUUCAAUUAAAACUUAAUUGGUGACUAAAAUGAGUGGAGCAGUUUAUGGAGGCGAUGAAGUUGGAGCUUUGGUCUUUGAUAUUGGACACAAUACAGUAAGAGCCGGUUAUGCAGGAGAAGACAGUCCAAAAGUGGAUAUACCUUCAACAGUGGGAGUUUGGUUAGACUCUGAAGAUGAUGUUACACAAACUCGUUACAACAUCGGUCUUCUGGCAAUACAUGUUUGGAGACCUGAGAUGGAGCUGACAACUUUUUUGAAGGAGGGAAUGGUAGAUAACUGGGAUAUGUUUGAAAAUUUUUUGGAUUAUAUUUACAAUCAUGCUCUUAGAGCUAUACCGAAGGACCAUCCAAUAUUGUUGACAGAACCGCCAUGGAUAACACCUCCUAAACGAGAAGAAAUGGCAGAAUUGAUGUUCGAGAAAUAUAGUGUUCCAGCUGUUUAUUUGGCUAAAAAUGCAAGUUUGGCAGCAUUUGCAAAUGGGCGACCAACUUGUUUGGUUCUUGAUAGUGGUGCUACACAUACUUCAGCUGUACCAGUACAUGAUGGGUAUGUUUUGACCCAAGCUGUUGUCAAAUCUCCCAUGGGAGGUGAUUAUUUGAGUUCCCAAUGCCGGGCACAUUUGACUGAGAGAGGUAUUGAAGUAGUGCCUCCAAGUAUGGUGGCAUCGAAGGAAUUAACCAAGCCUGACGAAUCUCCUAUUUGGAAGCGUCGUAAUGUGCCAGACAAUUUAACAGAAUCUUGGUAUAAUUUCAUGAUCAAGGAAGUAAUGCAAGAUUUUCAAGCAACAGCUUUACAAGUUUGUGAUACCUCGUAUGAUGAAGAAGUUGUCAAAACAAUGCCUGCAAUUCAUUAUGAAUUUCCCAAUGGAUACCACCGAGAUUUUGGAAUUGAUAGAUUCAGAAUACCCGAACCACUCUUUAAUCCAACUACUGGCGUAAAAGCAGGCAUACAACCGAUUUUAGGCGUAGGUUCACUUGUUACAACAAGUGUUGGAAUGUGUGAUAUAGAUAUAAGACCGGCUAUGUACGGGAGCGUUGUUGUGACAGGUGGAAAUUCAAGUCUUCAAGGUUUCACUGAGAGACUUAACAGGGAUUUAGCUGCAAAAACACCUCCGAGCAUGCGUUUGAAAAUAAUAAGUGCUCCUGGAGUGUCAGAAAGAAGAUUUGGCUCGUGGACUGGUGGAUCGAUUCUAAGCUCUUUGGGAUCAUUUCAACAGCUUUGGGUGUCAAAACAAGAAUAUGAAGAAACAGGUAAAGUGAUAGUCCAAUCUAAAUGUUUGUAAAAAAGGAUCUCCUUAGUUUUUAAGUAAUGGCUGUUGUUUUUUGAGCUGUCUAUAUUGGAACACGUAUAAAUAAUUUUACUUUACUUCAUUGUCCAAUGAAGGUUUCAGAACAUAGUUUCAAGUUGUGCAGGAAUUGUAUAACUUGGUGAAAUGAAAUGUCAUGGUUAGUAAUAGCAGAUGAGUAGUUAAUUUCUCAGUACUAUUCUUACAUUCCAGUUUUUGAACGUGUCUGACCUCCAACCAAUCACACACGUUAGUUUGUCUUGCUUCAAUUAGUACCAAGUCAGGUGCUUCUUACAGUAUUGAAUAAAGUUUUUGAUAUCAACAUGUUCUUGAAACAAACAUUGUUUGUAGAUUCCGGUUGAAAUUAUUUUAAAACAAUGAUAUUAUCUCUUAUUGAAGUUGACAACUUAUCAAGAGGUCAUCAAUAAAAAAUAAUAAAUGGUUUCUACGAUAUUUAGAAGCAUUACAUAUAAUUUUUCAUUCUUUCUGGCCGAGUUUAGUAAUAAUAACAAUAAUUAACAAUAUGUAUGAGGGGGUGAUGACAUAAAUAUGUCGUACAAUGAAUACUAAAAAUUUUAGUACAUCUGAUACCUUUUUACUAGAUAAUUUAGUUAAAAUUCUUUUACGAACAACAACCCUUGAAAGUGUAAACUUAUACGGGCUAAGGAGGUCUCACAUUUUGCCUUGCGACUCCUAACAUUGAUGAUACAGUUGGCAGAUCAACCAAAGUCCGUCUGUCAUUUUCAGAAAGAGUUCAUCUCUUCCACUAUGGCUUUUCUGUAAGUAGAAUGAAAUUUCUAGCAAGGGGAAUUGUGACUUUAUUUUAACUUACGUUUGAAUAAUUUCAGGAACUCACUUUAUUCUGAGAUUUUCACUGGAUACUUUACAAAACUGCAACACGUGUUUCGCUUUACAAUAGUUUCCUCGAACGUUCCCAUACUAAUGUAUGAAAAUAUGGAUUUUCAUCAAGUUUCGGACAAUUCCAUCACAAAUCUAUAUCCAUUGUAUAUAUUUAAUUUAAUACCUUAUCAUUCUGGUUUUCUGGUGCUGUACACUGGCGAUCUGUUUGCAGCUUCUGUAGUUGAUGUUAUGACCUCAAGCUGGUGUUUGUAUAGGGCAGAGGUUUUUUGUUUAUUGCGAAGUGUCAGUUUGUGUUUCUCUAAUCUGACUGAUAUUCGCCUAUUUAUUUGGCCGACGUUCUUCCUGCUGCAAUCUCCACAUGCGAUUUUAUAUGUCUUGUUUUUUUAGGUUUACAAUAAAAAUUACCAUUUGAAUAUAUACAAAUAUAUUUGACUCAUCUUUGAAUAUAGAAACCAUAAUAGCAUUUCUCUAAUAACAGGGCUUUUGCUUCAUUUUGAAAUCACCAUUGUAAUGUGGAGAUUUUUCAUAGUUAAAGUCAUUCUAUGUUCAGAAAUUCUCAGUAAGUUACCAUGUCUGGUAUAUAUUCAGCUAUAUCUGUCUAACAAGAAUAUAUCAAAGAAUGCAUCGUGAGAAUUUUCAAUUUAGCUUGAAAAAUGGUUGACAGCUGUCUCAAAUUCAAAUUGAGAAUCAGCCUUAUUAAACGCUUUUGAAGAACUGGUGUUUUUUAAGGGUUUCCUUGUUUUGACAAAGAUCAACAAAUCCUCUGAAAUUCGUAUCCCUCGUAGAGAGUCAUUCUAGGUUAAGUCCAUAUCUUCCAAGUAAAUAAUUCAGAGUAGGUAUCAGUUCUAUAACUAUUGUUUUGAUGGGUUUUCUUCAAGGAUAAUGUUUAACACAGUACUUACGAGUGAUUUCAAGACACUGGAAAUAUAUUUGUUAUAUUUAGACCAGAAUUGACAAAGACCUUUCAAAAUUUGACAUUAUUGUUGAGAAGCUUGUAUCAACAUUUCAUUUCACCAAAACAAUAACAACAUAACUGAUUUACGGUUGUGAGAAGUAAAACUGGUCCUAUUUUUUAUAGGGACAAAUAUUCAUUCAGUUUUAAGAAUGUUGUCUUGUGACCCUAUUGUAUUUACUAAUGGUGAAUAAUAACGAUUACUGUAUUUAUUGAUAAUUGGAGAACUAUUUGAUGCUGGAUG